AUGCAGCGAGGAUAUGACGAAAUGCAGAGAAGGAUGGAAGAAUCGCUUGCUCUUGCUCAGGAAGAGGAGAAGAAGAAUGAUGAGCUGCAGGAUCUUGAAAAGGCGCUUGUGGAGGAGCAAGCGAGUCAUCAGCAGACCAAGGCGGAGGAGGAGCGAGACAAGCCCAGCAUGGAGGCCGAGUGGAUACGAAGGAUCGGGUAUCAGGAUCGAGAGCUUCGGGCGCUCAAGCAGGAGCUGCUGGAGACUCAGAGAAUCGUUGAAUCGCAAAGGGUUUACCUCUCGCUCCACUGCGACGAACUCAGGGAUGAUGGAGGCGAUGGUACGCCACAACAGCUGCAGCAGCAGCGCCAGCAGCAGCAGGAGCAGCAGCAGCGCCAGCAGCAGCAGGAGCAGCAUCAGCGCCAGCACCAGCUGGAGCAGGAGCAGGAGCAGGAGCAGGAGCAGGAGCAGGAGCAGGAGCAGGAGCAGGAGCAGGAGCAGGAGCAGGAGCAGGAGCAGGAGCAGGAGCAGGAGCAGGAGCACCACCACCAUCAGCAGCAGCAGCAGCAGCUCUUCACUGCUCCUCUGAGCUGCAAGCUGAAGGACGUGAAAUGA
This is a messenger RNA of Guillardia theta CCMP2712, 594 nucleotides long. RefSeq lists its product as hypothetical. The transcript has 8 exons. Lineage: Eukaryota; Cryptophyceae; Pyrenomonadales; Geminigeraceae. The record is from RefSeq and is a predicted model, not a curated record. Bases 1 to 594 code for a protein of 197 amino acids.